AUGAUACCAGCAACAACAUCGUCAGAUACAGAACUAGUUUCACACAAUGAUGAUCUUUCUAGAGCUAUAGAAAAAAUCGAGGAAAUAACCGCUACAGCUGAACAAUCCACCUUAUCCAUAGAAGAUAUUGAAAAACUGCACGAAGAAAUGGUACCUAAAAUAGAUGAUGUCAUAGAAAUGACGAAGAACCCUAACAAUGCUUAUAAAUUCUUAAAAGAUAAAGGUAUAGACAGAAUUGUUAUUCCAAAUUUAGAUAUCCCUAAUGCAAAAGCAAAAACACAACUUCUUCUAUUAUUAAAGAUACUUUUUGAUAUUGCUCCAACAACUAUUAAUGCUGUUAUACCAAUAAAUGUUGUUGACAAAUUAUUAGACAUUUUUGAGAAUGAAGAUAAUUUAGCAUUAAAAGCACACGUUUUGGACAUACUUUAUGUAUGGUUACCAGAAAAUCCUAAAGUUCAAGCUAGAGUUAUGAAAUUGAAAGGUCUUGAGCCAUUUUAUGAACAGAUUUCGAAACUUGAUACCAAUGUCAUCCACACAUUGCUAGAUCUUUUUAAUAAAAUUGUUAAAGAGCAUAUGGAGAUUCGUAAUAACAAACAACUAAGAAAUAAAAUAGAUACAGACAAAUUAAGUCUUUAUCAAAGAAUUGGUUUGAUCGAACGCUUAUCAACUACGCCUGUGUGUAAUGGUUUGCUGAAUAUAUUUGAAGACACAUGGUCUUAUUCUACAAAAGAUAAUGAUGUUAUUGUACCAGUUCUAGAUUUAAUAAUUAAGAUAAAGCCGUUUUGUUUGAAGAAAUUUCAAGGUAAAGCGAAAGCUGUAGAAUUAUUUGAUGCUUUGCUGAAGUUUGUAAAAGAAGAUGAAACAAAGGAAUAUUUAGAGAGUUUCAACUUAAAUGCCAGUGAUGUUGAAAGAACACUGAUGGAGUAUGUAAAUUUUUUUAAAGAGAUAAAAGAUGAAUUAUAAUUAACAAAUAUUAUUCAUUACUAGCCUUUGCCUACGUUAAUUAGUAGGUAUAUAAAGUUACCUAUUAGUGUAUAAAAUUUUAUAAAAAUCCAUUUGGUACUUUUUGCGUGAAAAAAUAAUAAACAUACAUCCAUACAAACAUUCUCUCAAUGUUGCAUUUAUAAUAUUUGUUAGUACGAUCGCUAUUCAUCGGUAAUAUAUGACUAGAUAAAAGUAUAGUUUCUUUGAGAUUCUAAAAUGUUUCUUAUUUUAGUACAAUUAUCUUUUUUUUUCCUUUUUUUUCUACCUAUUCCCA
Molecule: messenger RNA, 1258 nt
Organism: Galleria mellonella (greater wax moth)
Lineage: Eukaryota; Metazoa; Arthropoda; Insecta; Lepidoptera; Pyralidae
Exons: 1
Coding region: 1-963 (320 amino acids)
Source: RefSeq, a predicted model, not a curated record